UAUCAGCUCCUCUAGCGUUCACCACAGUGUCUAAUCACAGAGCACAGACUCGGAGGUAACACUGUGGCAUCGAUAGCACCAUGGAGUAGUUCUUCAUUUUCUUUGAUGGCUUCUGCAUCCUGGCUGGAGUGUAAGGAGACAGCAAUAGCGCGACCAUCAUUGACGUGACCGUGUUGGGAAAAUGGCCUCGGACAACAUACAGCGGAGUUACUCCAUCAUACCGUGCUUCAUAUUUGUGGAGCUGGUCAUCAUGGCAGGCACGGUGCUGCUGGCCUACUACUUUGAGUGCACCGAUAUAUUCAGCAUCCACAUCCAGGGCUUCUUCUGCAACGACGCUGAGCUGAUGAAGCCCUACCCUGGAGUGGAAGAGAACAGCUUCAUCCCUCCACUCAUCCUCUACUGCGUGGUGGCUGCAGCUCCCACCACUAUCAUCUUCAUCGGUGAGAUCUCCAUGUACAUGAUGAAAUCCACAAGAGAGGCUCUCGUUGCUCAGGAGAAGAUGAUCGUCACCGGAGAAUGCUGCUACCUGAAUCCGCUCAUUCGCAGGAUCAUCAGGUUUAUCGGUGUGUUUGCGUUUGGCUUGUUUGCGACGGACAUCUUUGUAAACGCCGGGCAGGUGGUGACGGGCAGCCUGGCGCCCUACUUCCUCAACGUCUGCCAGCCUAAUUACACAGGCACAGAGUGCCGCCUCAACCACCAGUUCAUCUCCAAUGGCAACAUCUGCACUGGGAACCGGGGGGUGGUGGAGCGAGCCAGGAGAUCCUUCCCAUCCAAAGACGCCUCACUCAGUGUUUACUCGGCUGUCUAUGUCACUAUGUACAUCACGAGCACGAUCCGGACGAAGAGCAGUCGUCUGGCAAAGCCCGUGCUGUGCUUGGCCACGCUGUGUGCUGCGUUUCUCACAGGUCUGAAGAGGGUGUCCGAAUAUCGGAAUCACUGCUCGGAUGUUGUCGCCGGCUUCAUCCUGGGAGCCUCCAUCGCUCUGUUUUUGGGACUGUGUGUGGUGAAUAACUUUAAAGGUGCUCACUCGACUGCUACCAAGCGGAAGACGGAGGAAUACCGCGGCCUACCGCUCAUGACAUUCCCGCGUGUGGAGAGCCCGCUAGAGACCCUCAGCGCACAGAACCAUUCAGCAUCCAUGACUGAAGUGACUUGACUAAGGGGCCGGCACCGAGUCACCUUCACUUCACCUCAACACUUCUAGGCACAAGAUGUUUUUGUACUGUCGCAUACUGUAAGAAAAAAAAGAGAAUGAAAAAAGAAAUCAAAGAAAAUAGUAUUAUGUUGGACCAAGUUAGAAGCAAAUGUUUUGUACAUUUUGUAAAACACAGUGCUGUAGCUUAUCCUUCUGUUAUUUCUGAUUCCACAUCAGGAUUUCUGCCUUCCUCGUCAUGUUCUACAUAACAAAGUCAAAUCAAAUCUAUAUAUGAUGUUACUCAACUAUCGAUGUUAUAUGGUAUUUGUACAAAAAAUGAUUUUAUUCUUUUUUUUUCCUAUCAAUUUUUUUUUUGACAAAGAUCAUCUUUUUUUGUAUUAUUUUUAUCUGUAUAAAGCAUUUGAUCAACAUUGCCUGCUGUUUCUCCAGGAAUGUUUUUGGUAUUCUUAUUUUUUGAUGUAAUAUAAAGAUACACAAUGAAUUGUGAAAAACAGUUUUUAUUUCUAAUGGCAUCUUUAAAAAAAAAAUAAUAAUGAAAAUAAAAAAAAAAUUCACGACCACUGCAUGAAAGUACACAGACAUUUGACGACAUGUUUCAUUCU
This is a messenger RNA of Tachysurus vachellii, 1758 nucleotides long. It is a transcript of the gene plppr1, whose product is annotated as phospholipid phosphatase related 1. Gene Ontology annotation, molecular function: phosphatidate phosphatase activity. The record is from RefSeq and is a predicted model, not a curated record. NCBI's taxonomy places the organism in Eukaryota, Metazoa, Chordata, Actinopteri, Siluriformes, Bagridae. Bases 182 to 1156 code for a protein of 324 amino acids. The transcript has 8 exons. Gene Ontology annotation, biological process: signal transduction; phospholipid dephosphorylation; phospholipid metabolic process.